Molecule: messenger RNA, 1047 nt
Organism: Chlorella variabilis
Lineage: Eukaryota; Viridiplantae; Chlorophyta; Trebouxiophyceae; Chlorellales; Chlorellaceae
Exons: 7
Coding region: 1-1047 (348 amino acids)
Biological process (GO): carbohydrate metabolic process
Molecular function (GO): hydrolase activity, acting on carbon-nitrogen (but not peptide) bonds
Source: RefSeq, a predicted model, not a curated record
AUGGCCGCUCUGGUGGCCGGCCUCCUGCUAGUGGCGCUGCUGGCCUGCUCCACAGGCAGCAUUGAUGGUGCCACAGACGCCAAUCUCACCGCCGCCCCAGGCGGCCUGUCAGCCGCACAGACGCCGCAAUUCGUUCUGCUGACGGUGGACGAUGCUGUGUAUUGCCCUGCCAAAGACUUGAUUACGGCGGUGACAGAGGGCCGCCAGACCGCCGACGGCUGCCCGCUGGCGGCCACCAUGUUUACGAUGCUGCGCAACACUGACUGCAAGGCGGUGAGGGACCUGUGGCGGGCCGGCUACGAAAUCGCUGACCACACUCUGGAUCACAAGCGGCUGGUGGGGCAGGACCGCAGCUACGUGGAGAGCGAGGUGGUGGGGGCGCGCAGGCAGCUGGCGGAGUGCGGCGUGCCUGAGCAGGACAUUGUGGGGUUCAGGGCGCCGUAUCUCUUUGUGGACCCACAGCUCAGGGAGGUGCUCCACGAGAAUGGGUUCCUGUACGACAGCUCCAUCAUGGAGAGCAUGAACGGCUCCGUGUCAGACGGCUUCUCCAGCAGGCUGUGGCCCUUUGACAUGGGCGCCGGGGUCCCCAUCGCCUGCGCCUCUGACGACACCUACACCCAGCUCUGCAGCACGGCGGAGAGCUGGCCGGGCCUCUGGGAGGUGCCAGUGUGGAAGCUGAGCGAGCUGGGUGGGCCCUACCCCAUGGACCCCGGCUUCAGCUACCCCAGCAUGUCGCAGGCGAGCGAGCACUCUGCAUUCGACAUCCUCAAGGCCAACUUUGACGCCGCCUACGCCGGCAACAGGGCGCCCCUCAACGUGUAUGUGCACCCCUUUUGGCUGCGGGCAGAGUCGGAGGAGCACGGGCCCAACCUGGAGCAGCUGCAGAAGUUCGCAGAUUAUGCCCUCACCAAGCCACACACUUACUUUGUGACCAUGCGGCAGCUGCUGGCCUGGAUGGAAAACCCCAUUCCUGCCGAUGAGCUGACGCCCGAGAGCCUGGGCUGCGGCAACCCUGGCGGCGCGGGCCCCAGCGAGGCACCUGCAUAG